This is a messenger RNA of Helianthus annuus (common sunflower), 1152 nucleotides long. RefSeq lists its product as uncharacterized. The coding region runs from base 1 to 1152 and encodes 383 amino acids. The record is from RefSeq and is a predicted model, not a curated record. The transcript has a single exon. Lineage: Eukaryota; Viridiplantae; Streptophyta; Magnoliopsida; Asterales; Asteraceae.
AUGAUCUUGGCCCAAUCGGACCAAGUCAUCCAUGCUCAAGUCGUCUCUAAAGCUGAUAAUCAGUCUGUGUUUGUUUCGUUUGUGUAUGCUAAGAAUAAAUAUCAGGAGAGAAGAACGUUGUGGGAGGAUCUUUGUAAGCAUAAGGGGUUUUGUUAUAACAAGCCAUGGGUCGUAAUGGGCGAUUUUAAUUCCGCGUUACAUCUAGAGGAUUCAUUGAAUGGUCCCUCCACUCCAUCAAUUGUUAUGAGAGAAUUUAACGACUGUGUUCAAUAUGCGGAGUUAAUGGAUAUUAAGGGUCACGGUUUACACUACACAUGGAACCAGAAACCAUCGAAUGGUGGUGGGAAUGGUGUUGGGCUGCUUAAAAAAAUCGACCGUGUGAUGGGUAAUAUGAAGUUCUUGGAAUUAUUUAAGGAUGCAUAUGUCUUGUAUCACCCGUUCCGGAUUUCUGACCAUACCCCAUGCAUUCUUAAGAUAUCUCCUCCACCCAAGGUUCGGCCGAAACCAUUUAAGUUUGCUAAUUUUAUUACCUCCAAGCCGGAAUUCAGGUUAUGCGUUGAAAAGGAAUGGGCUAAGCGGGUAGAUGGUUACAAUAUGUUUGCGGUUACCCAGAAGCUUCGGAAUCUGAAGCCGGAUUUGCGCAAAAUUUUAUUCAAUCAGGGGAAUUUGCAUGAUAAAGUGGCUGAUUUGAGGAAGCAGCUUGAUAAUAUUCAGAUGCGGAUUAAUGACAAUCCGCUUGAUGCCAAUCUUCGUAACAUGGAAGCUCAAUGUCUUAAAGAGUUUCAGAUUGCGGCAUAUGAUGAAGAAUGCUUUCUUAAGCAAAAAGCUAAGGUGGAGUGGCUUUGUGCGGGUGAUUCGAACACUAAGUUUUUCCAUAAUAGUGUUAAAUGCAGGAACGCUAGAAAUAAGAUUCACACUAUUAAGGAUGUUCAUGGGACUCGGUAUGAUGGGGAAGGCAUUAUGGACGCUCUGGUCGCUCAUUAUGCUAACUUCUUAGGUACUGAGGAUCGGGUUGCCCCUAUUGACUUGGAUGACAUUUGUGUUAAUAAGCUAAGUAGUGCAGGUGCAACCAAUAUGGUUCGGCAAGUUACUCGAGAGGAGGUAAAAAAUGCUAUGUUUAGUAUUGGUGUGAACUAUACUCGGCAGGUUUAA